AUGAGUAUAGACAUUAAUUUGAAGUUCGUCAAUUUUAAUAAUAAUAAUUUAAAUUGUAAUAUGGGAAUAUCUAAUAGUUUAAAUCAAAUUACUUGGAAAUAUUAAUAAGAAAUUUCCUAUUUUGUAAUUGUGAUACAAUUUUUUCUUAAUAAAACUGUCAUUACAGUUGUUAAGAAUGCGAUGGCCCAACUAAAGAAGAUUGUUUAUCUUAUUCAAAAGAAUCAAAAAGAAUAUAUUUGCCUGAACACAAGGUAUGUGUUUGUCCUUACAAUACAAUUGAUGAUUAAAUUUGUAUUGGCUAUAAAGAAGCAGGUUUAGAAUUAAUUGACGAACCCUCUGUAUUUAAUGAGUGUCAAUAUGGUUAUUUUGAAUUAGAGAAUCAAUGCCAAAAAUGGUAAUUAUUACUUAUUAUAUAUUUAGCCUUUUUUACUUAGAAAAAGAUUAAGUCACUUGCAGGAAUACUGAAAAUGAGUGACACUUAGUAAAUAAUUUUUGAUUGUAAUUAUUUUAUUGUAGACUCUCUAUAUCAAUAGAGAAUUAACAAUAACUUUUUAAAUGCUACAACUCCUUUUUACUAUGAAUGUAAAUUUUCAAAUUGUUUUAGAUUAUCUAAAUUUAUUUGUAAAGAACUUUUUGUAUCAAUUAAAGGGGUUGUAUGUUAACCAAGCAAAUUUUAUUUUAAUUAAUCAACAACAAUUGGCAAAUCAAAUUAUGAUUGUUUAACACCUAAUUAUAGAACAUCUACAAAUGAGUGUAAAUUAUGUCCAAAAAAGAAUUGUAAAUACUGCUUUGAAUAUGAUGAAUUUUCCUUCAGAUGUGCCUUAAAUAAAAAUUUUGAAAAAAAAGCUUUAAUACAGAUUAAAUGAUAUUAAUUGGAUGUGCUAUAUGUAAUGAUGGCUUUAGUUUUGACUUUACGAUUGGGAGUGUUUAAGGUAAAAAUCGAAAAUAUCAACUUGUUUAAGAUCAUUUAUCAAUUUGGAUGGUAUUGAACUAUGUGCUCUCUCAUCUUAGAAUGAUUUUAGUGUUGCACCUGAAAUUAUAAAUUGCGAAAAAUAUUAUUCUAAUUGUUUACAAUGUGUCCUCUCUCCAAAAUGAAAGCUACAAUGUGUAUUUUGUAGAGAAGGUUAUGUGAGUUCUAUUAUAACAGGGAACUGUCAAUCGCCUUUAAAUCUUUAUUUUAUUGAUGAAAACAGCUCUUAUUUAAUAUAAGGAGACUUUGGUGAAGUCGAUGGUUAUAUUCAAAUGA
Messenger RNA from Paramecium octaurelia, 1246 nucleotides. The record is from the annotation of a GenBank genome assembly. NCBI's taxonomy places the organism in Eukaryota, Ciliophora, Oligohymenophorea, Peniculida, Parameciidae.